Choloepus didactylus (southern two-toed sloth) is the source of this 1649-nucleotide messenger RNA. RefSeq names its product zinc finger DHHC-type palmitoyltransferase 4 (gene ZDHHC4). Gene Ontology annotation, biological process: peptidyl-L-cysteine S-palmitoylation; protein targeting to membrane. Lineage: Eukaryota; Metazoa; Chordata; Mammalia; Pilosa; Megalonychidae. Gene Ontology annotation, molecular function: protein-cysteine S-palmitoyltransferase activity. The coding region runs from base 564 to 1589 and encodes 341 amino acids. The record is from RefSeq and is a predicted model, not a curated record. Gene Ontology annotation, cellular component: Golgi apparatus; endoplasmic reticulum. The transcript is spliced from 7 exons.
UUUCUGACCCCCGGAGGGCCGGGGACGCCCGUCUCCUUGUCUGCCCCUUUCUUCCCGCUCCGCGUGGGACCACAGCGCCACCUCCACCCCGCCCGGGGCCAGGUCUGCCCCCUGAGCCUGCCGCACCCGCUUCCCACCCGAGCCCCCGGAGAAAGCCCCGGCACAGGCCCUGCCCGCCUGAGCCUCAGGGAGGCCGGGAGAGAGGGAUGGGCACGGCGACCCAAGGCUCGCGGCUUAUUUCUACCCAGUUAGCUGUUCUGCCAGUCUCCUCACCCGUUUGCCCUGUGGGGCGUCAACACCCCGACUUCCUGACCUUUCCCGCCGCAUAGUCCAGCCUCUGACUCCUCCUCCGCCUCCUGUGAGUGUUGAAUUGAUCCGUCUCUCCAGCCAGAUCCCGCCUCCUGGGGGAACCAUGUCUCCUGGCGCUCGGGGAGCCGCGCGUAGUGCCAGGUGCUCGGCGUUGCGCAGGAGGAGGUGCUGCCUGAGUUCUCCAUGACUACUGGGAGAAGAAAUGCUGGAGUUUCCGACCGAAAAUUAGCCAACCAAGAGAACUGUCUCCCAGGAUGGACUUUCUAUUUCUCUUCCUGUGCUACCUGGCUUUGAUGCCGAUUGGCGUUGUUAUGAUCUGUAUCUGUUCGAAAACCCGCAGCCUGAAAGGCCUGGUGUGGGGAGGAGCACAGCUUUUUUCCUGUAUAAUUCCAGAAUGCCUCCAGAGAGCCAUACAGAGAUUGCUCCAUUACUUCUUGCAUACGCGAAACCACGCCUUCAUUAUCCUGCAUCUCAUCUUGCAAGGAAUGGUUUAUACAGAAUACACCUGGGAAAUAUUUGGCUACUGUCGAGAGCUGGAAUUCUCCUUGUAUUACCUUCUUCUGCCCUAUCUGCUGCUGUUUGUAAACUUGUGUUUUUUCGCCCUAACUUAUGUAACCAACCCUGGGACUGUAACAAAAGCAAAUGAAUUAUUGCUGCUGCAAGUUUAUGAAUUCGAUGAAGUGAUGUUUCUGAAGAACACGAGGUGUCCCACUUGUGAUUUAAGGAAACCAGCUCGAUCCAAGCACUGCAGUGUGUGUAACCGGUGUGUGCACCGUUUUGACCAUCACUGUGUCUGGGUGAACAACUGCAUCGGGGCCUGGAACACCGGGUACUUCCUCAUCUACCUCUCGACGCUGACGGCUGCGGCUGCCAGUGUGACUGCUGUGAGCGCUGCAUUCCUGGUCCAGCUGGCGAUCCUCUCGGAUCUGUACCUGGAGACCUACAUUGAUGACCUCGGACACCCACAAGUGGUUGACAUCACCUUUCUUGUCCAGUACCUGUUCCUGACCUUUCCAAGGAUUGUCUUCAUGCUGGGGUUUGUCUUGAUACUGAGCUUCCUCCUGGGAGGCUACCUGUGUUUUGCUCUGUACCUGGCCAUCACCAACCGGACCACUAACGAGUGGUACAGGGGGGACCAGGCCCAGUGCCAGCACUACCUCCGCCCAGCUGGGCCCCUGUCACCAAAGCACCGAGUCUGCCGGAACAUUUACUCCCACGGGGUUUGGGGCAACCUGGGUGAGAUCUUCCUACCUGCUGCACAUUAUGAGAAGAACAAAUAAGCACGGAAAGAGUGUUACUGCUUUUUAAAUAUGGUAUACAUUUAUAUAUGCACAAGGAUA